Messenger RNA from Penicillium chermesinum, 1884 nucleotides. RefSeq lists its product as uncharacterized. The transcript has 7 exons. The coding region runs from base 1 to 1884 and encodes 627 amino acids. The record is from RefSeq and is a predicted model, not a curated record. Gene Ontology annotation, molecular function: oxidoreductase activity; copper ion binding. NCBI's taxonomy places the organism in Eukaryota, Fungi, Ascomycota, Eurotiomycetes, Eurotiales, Aspergillaceae.
AUGGACAGGCAAAACAGUCGACUUCGGCGGACUCCCCGCAUACAGGAACCACAGGCACCACAGCUUCCUCUCGCACCGCGUCGACGAAGAUCGUGGCGAACAGGUCUGUUCGCUGUGUGUCUACUGUUGGGGAUUGCUUAUAUCCUAGAUACCCCUUUCGGGGCGUGGAUUGCACCAUUGAGAUCUGCCCAUGUACUCGAGGCGACAGUUAAAACCCGCCCGCACAUCGGCCUUCGCCCCGAGAAUCAUGUGUUUCGCCUGGCCCAAACGCAGCAUUUGGAUUGGCGGGUCACAUCGGAGGGUCGCAGACCUGACGGAGUUCUGAAGCAGGUCUAUCUGAUCAACGAUCUAUUCCCCGGUCCCACGAUCGAGGCUCGUUCGGGUGACACCUUGAUUAUCACUGUAACAAAUGCUUUGCGGGAAGACUCAAUUGCCCUCCAUUGGCACGGCCUACAUGUGGCCAAUGCGAUGGAUGGAGCUGCUGGGGUGUCACAGUGUCCCAUCCCACCUGGCGGCAAAUUUAUCUAUAAUGUCACGAUCCCGUCGGAUCAGAGCGGUACCUUCUGGUACCAUGCCCAUUCGGGUCUUUUGCGUGCCGAUGGUCUCUAUGGAGGCCUGGUGGUCCAUACGCCCGUUUCUCGGUCUACUGUACGAGGCAUGCUGUCGGGAAAUCGUGGAGAUGCCGUGCGUCUUCACUAUGAUGAGGAGAUUCUGCUUCUCGUCGGCGAUUGGUACCAUAGACCUGCGAAACAGGUUCUAGCUUGGUAUGAGAAUCCAGGAAAUUUUGGGAACGAGCCCGUACCGGACUCACUUCUCAUUAAUGGCAUCGGGCAUUUCGACUGCUCGAUGGCUGUUCCUGCCCGUCCGCUCGACUGUGUAGAACAGCAACUAGAUACUUCUUUUCUGGAUCUAGACCCGGGUAGAAGUUAUCGGAUCCGCGUGGUCAAUACUGGAGCUCUGGCUGGAUUCAGCAUGCUGUUUGACGCUCAGCUGGAGCCUGAGAUUGUUCAAGUAGACAGCGUGGAUGUCGUCGAACACUCUUCCGCCACUACUGGAAACUCCAUAGGGAUACUGCAUGCCGGGCAACGCAUGGAUAUGAUCCUUCGUUCGCCCGACAAUCCUAGGAACCGCUCUUCCAUGAUGGUCAAACUGGACCGAAGCUGUUUCAAAUAUGAGAACCCAGCACUUACACCAGACCAAAUCUUUCCCAUCUACGCACCGUCUCGAAAUACUGAAGACUCCCCCAUAGCAAUCCCCAUGAUCCAGCGCGAAAUCGACCUAGGAAACAUACCUUCUGUGGCAUCCAUUCUGAAAAAACUGCCCGAAACAGCAGACCAAAGACAUGUCGUGUAUACGAAGAUUCAGAAAAAGUCGAUGAACCACAACAUCCCCCAGGGCUUCUUCAACCAGACCGUCUGGAAAUCCCAACAAUCACCCCCAGUACCACUGAUAGGUCUUCCCCGUUCCCAAUGGGAUAGGAACCAGCUUUCCAUAUCCACGGGCCCCGACCCAGCAUGGCACGGGCAUCACUUUUAUGUCCUGACCGUCCAAGACCCCCAAUUCGGCUGGGGCUCCUACAAUCCCUUUGAAGACGCUUUCCCACCGGGCCUGGAGCCCGCCGAGGGAGUGGAUCCGGAUACUUACCAGCCGUACAAUCUAACACAGGCCGCUCUGAGGGAUACUGUUCAAGUCCCGAGUCGCGGGUAUGCAGUGCUUAGGUUCCGCGCUGAUAACCCUGGGGUUUGGCUGCUCCAUUGUCACAUCCUAUGGCAUUUUGCGACGGGCAUGGCGAUGCUGUUUGAUGUACAGGGUGACCUGUCUGGGGCUGUUGCACAUGAGCCUUCUUUGCUGUCUGCUAUUGAUGGUUCCUGUCCUGGCUCGUAG